AUGGCCCCCGUCCUUCGCGUAGCCGUCACACAGGCCGAGCCCGAGUGGCUUGACUUGGCCGGCACUGUCAAGAAGACGUGCGAUCUUAUCACCGAAGCUGCAGGCAAUGGCGCCAGAUUGAUUGCUUUCCCCGAAUGCUGGAUCACCGGCUACCCGGGCUGGAUCUGGGCCCGCCCCGUCGACUUCGAGCUGACGACCAAAUACAUCUACAACUCGCUUGCGCUCGACUCGCCCGAGAUGGAGCAGAUCAAGGCGGUGGCCAAGCGUCACUCGAUCGCGGUGGUGCUCGGCUUCUCUGAGCGGGCGUCGACGCACAGCCUGUACAUCUCGCAGGCCAUCAUCUCGCCGGCGGGCGAGGUGGUCAUGACGCGGCGCAAGAUCAAGCCGACGCACGUCGAGCGCGCGACCUUCGGCGACGGCUCCGGCGCCGACCUGGAGAACGUCGUCGAGCUCGACUUUGGCGGCGACGUCGGCCGCGUCAAGGUCGGCGCCCUCGCGUGCUGGGAGCACACGCAGCCGCUGCUCAAGUACCACUCGUACGCCCACGGCGAGGUCAUCCACAUCGCCGCCUGGCCCCCGAUCGACCCCCACCCGGGCGUCGACCACCCGGGCCUGUGGAGCAUGAGCGCCGAGGGCUGCCAGAACCUGAGCCAGACGUACGCGGUUGAGGGUGGUGGAUACGUGCUGCACUGCACGGGCGUGUGCACGGAGAAGGGGAUGAACAUUAUGGGUACGCAGAAGGGCCUGUUGUUCCACACCCCCGGUGGCGGGCACAGCUGCGUUGUUGGACCGGACGGCAGGAGAUUGACGCAGCCUCUUAACGGCGGCGAUCCGGCCACUGAGGGAAUUGUCUAUGCGGACCUGGACUUGACCAAGGUCGUGGCCAACAGGUCCUUCCUGGACAACAUCGGCCACUACAGCAGGCCGGAUCUCCUGUGGCUGGGCGUCGACAGGAAGCAGAAGUGCCAUGUCAUCCCGAGACACGAGGAGGAGCCGUCGAAGAAGACUCUGGUCACCAGCACCAAGCCGGAGUAG
Molecule: messenger RNA, 1035 nt
Organism: Lasiodiplodia theobromae
Lineage: Eukaryota; Fungi; Ascomycota; Dothideomycetes; Botryosphaeriales; Botryosphaeriaceae
Product: Aminoacyl-tRNA synthetase class Ib
Exons: 2
Coding region: 1-1035 (344 amino acids)
Molecular function (GO): catalytic activity
Source: RefSeq, a predicted model, not a curated record